Sinocyclocheilus anshuiensis is the source of this 1556-nucleotide messenger RNA. RefSeq names its product ras-related protein ORAB-1-like. Gene Ontology annotation, molecular function: GTPase activity; GTP binding. The transcript is spliced from 6 exons. NCBI's taxonomy places the organism in Eukaryota, Metazoa, Chordata, Actinopteri, Cypriniformes, Cyprinidae. The coding region runs from base 203 to 811 and encodes 202 amino acids. The record is from RefSeq and is a predicted model, not a curated record.
CUCUCUUAUUAUUCAAGCUUCAUAACCGAGUGGCCAUUUUUUAAUGUGCGUCCGGAUCCCGGUUCCGCUUAUUUCUCUCCUAAAACCGCUUUUAACGCCAAAUAAUAGCGGGUAUCACCGGCAAACGAUUCUCGAGCUUUAAUAGCCUUCAUCGCGGAGAAGAAAACGAGAGAUAACUCGGGAGUUUCCGUGCGCUGUCGACAUGAAUCCUGAAUAUGAUUACCUGUUCAAGCUCCUGCUGAUCGGAGACUCCGGCGUCGGGAAGUCCUGCCUUCUGCUGCGUUUCGCUGACGACACGUAUACAGAGAGCUACAUCAGCACGAUCGGAGUGGACUUCAAAAUCAGGACGAUAGAGCUGGACGGAAAGACCAUCAAACUACAGAUCUGGGACACGGCCGGUCAGGAGCGGUUUCGCACCAUCACGUCCAGCUACUACAGAGGAGCUCACGGGAUCAUCGUUGUUUACGAUGUCACGGAUCAGGAGUCCUUCAACAACGUCAAACAGUGGCUUCAGGAGAUCGAUCGCUACGCUAGUGAAAACGUCAACAAACUCCUGGUGGGAAACAAGUGUGAUCUGACCACUAAGAAAGUUGUGGUUUACACGGCAGCGAAGGAGUUUGCGGACUCUCUUGGCAUCCCGUUCCUGGAGACGAGCGCGAAGAGCUCCACUAAUGUGGAACAGGCCUUCAUGACCAUGGCGGCUGAGAUCAAGAAGAGAAUGGGCCCCGGGGCCACUGCGGGAGGCUCCGAGAAAUCCAACGUCAAGAUUCAGAGCACGCCGGUCAAGACGUCCUCCGGAGGAUGCUGCUGAGACUGACCGACCUACGACAGUAACGUUACCAACCAUACGCCACAGCUGAGUUAGCAGGAAUUGAGAGUGUGUGUGUGUGUAAGUGAGAGAGAGAGAGUGUGUGUGUGUGUGUGUGUGUGUGUGUGUGUGUGCAAUAGAAUAUUAAUGAUAAGGAGAGUAAGAGAGGAUCAAAUUUAACAUUGCCUGAUAUUGAAUCAUGCAUGCACAUCGAUGCAUGACCAGACAAACACAUGUCCAACCGUCUGCCGGGUUAAACGGCUCAAAUUCCGUACUUUCAUUUAGACAAGCAUCCAAAAGCACUUUUGGACACCAAAGUCCCGUUUCUGGCAUUUUUAGAGGAGCGCAACUAGGUUUGGCUUUGAACUUCCUCUUGGGAACUUUGAAGGAAGCGGUGGACUGUGGGUUCCGUUGCUAUGGCUCCCAGUGGGGUUGCUACGGCGACCUCUCCUUCAGCCGCUGCCUUCUCUCUCGUCUGGUGGACCGUUUGCCUGUCUGGCCAUUUCUUCUGUUGUUUUUGUUUUUUAUUUGUGCUCUGCAGCAUUUCAGCGGUCCUCUGAGCAUGACCAACACAACACUUACAAUGUGCUAGUUGUUUGCCACGUUUCUAACAGCAUUAUCAUCCUGUGCAAUUUUUGUGGUGGUAUAAUUUGGAAAAUGAGAACCAAAUCUCGGACUGCUUGUAAUUUAAAGGGACAGUUCACCCAAAAAUGAACAUUCUUUCAUGAUUUACUCACACCCUCCAAAC